UUACGGGGUGGUGGGGUGUCAUGGCCCCUACCGUGAUCCUUGUUUCUAUCUCUGCAGAAUGGACCAGGACAGUCAGAAUGGUCCUACAGAUCGGAAGUGGACUCUGAUGGAGACUCACACACUGCUGGAUCUUAUUCGAGACAUGGGGUUAAGAGCAGCGCUGACCCGUAAAGGACAUCAGAAUUGGGACAUAUUUAAGCGGCUCCACGUGCUCCUUGGCCGCUGCAGCGUGAGGGUCAGAACGGUGGAUAUAAAGGCUCACUGGCAGUUUCUAAAAGGGAGAUUUUGGCGUUUGAAGCACUUGGCUGACACUAGCCUCGUACCCUUGACUGGGCUCACUGCGGAUUUCCCUUUCUAUGAAGAGAUGGAGCAACUCUUAACCCAACGGGCUGGAGGAGUGGGCUGCAAGAGGGAGGCAGACAGCACAGGCCAAGAAGAGUCUACUCUACCACCCUCCAUGUCAGAUUCUGGAUUCCUCUCGAAUGAAGACGAUGAAAUUAUAUCUCAUGCCUUGAGCCAUCCAGAAGAAGAGAGAAGGCUGGAGUCCCUGGCUUUCCGUGGCCAGGGAGCAGCUCUAAGUAUGGUUCUACAAAAAGAGAUUGAGCCAGUGCCCCCCACUCAACAUGAACCCUACAGAGAGGAGUAUGUCUCAGGAACUUACAGACAUAAUAUGGAGGAAUGGGGUUCAUCUCUUGCAGAAUGCCCCCAGGAAGUGAUUACCCAUGAGACUGUGGAUGACCGGGGGCCACGUCUCCAGAAAGAUGUCCGCUUUGAAGGCGAGAUAAAGAACGAGUUCCCCAGAUGUCAACCAACUGUAUUAAUAGACGAUCUGUCAAAAGCUACGGCCCUGGGUGGGGAGCUGCGGAUGCUGCAUGAGGACAUGCGACUGCUUCAGACCGCAAUGCAGCAGUUGCAAGGAGUGAUGGAGAAGAUUGUUGUUGGUCUGAGCCGACUGGAGGAGCAGGUCUCUGUCCAGCUUGGUUACCUCUCCUCCCUCGCCGGCAACAUGACUGCACCGACAUGUUCUGCAGGCGAUGCUCCCAAGGAAACUCCACCUAGUACACAUGGCCAGCAGACUUCUAGAGCUCUUCGCAGGAGCCUUAGACGCAAGAAGCCAUACUUCUCUGACCUGGGGAAAUAGAUCUUUGUUUGGUGACUUUGUUUUGAGCAGGGUGUGCUGGAAGUUGUGUUGGCUGAGAAGCCUGUCGUUGAGCAGAUCUUGGUUUGGAUGGUUUGAUAAAUGAGGAGACUGGAGGCAAAGCCAGGCUUAUUUGAUCUCCUAUAACUGCGUUUCUUUAUGUAACGUUCCCUGAGCCCCGGCCGGGGUGGACUUUGUAAUAUAGUGUAUAUGAAACCUCUUUGCUCAGGCUGUUUAUCUUUAUUCUAUGAAAGUUUUGUUUACCUUUUUGUGAAUUAGAACCAUUAACCUCUUAAAGAAACAAUGGUGCGUUUUUUUUUUUUUUUUUUUUUUUAACAACUUGGUUGUAUAUAAGACUUAAAAGUUAAUAAAAUAUCUAUUUAGUAGCUAUACCCCAGUAAAAUUAUACAAGUAUUUUUCACUGUGGUUUUACUGAAGAUGGCUUGUAGAAGCUGCAGACUUCUUGUCCCACCCCUUCUAGCCCCGCCCAGAUGUUAUGUGGCUGUCCAGUCACAUGCUCCCAAUGCAGCUCAAUGAGGUCUUUGCAAGGCAGGUGCUCUGGGCAAUUGCUGCCUCUUGAGUUUAUCUCCACUGAGCUAAACAAACCAGGAAGUAACAGGACUGGUUAUGACUGACAGCUGUAUUAUGUUUAUUAAAGUACAAAUUUCUGCUGAAAUCUGUGUGGGGUUUUUAUUUUUUAAGUGGGGGACACUCUAAACAUAUUGGGUGAAGACCACUGCACCUCUUUCUAAUUAAAGAAUAUUCCACUUUUCAGAUCCAUUCUCUUAUAGAGGAAGCUUAGGCGUUUCCCAGUGGUCGCCAAUAACUGCUGCUACUACUGCUGCAGUAAAUAGGCGACAGAGCAUAGAAUAUCUGUAUCUUGAGAGACAUUGGUCUGAGCUGGAUUAACAUGGCCGUGAUCUCCACAUACAAUCCCUGUGUGUAACCUCAAGAUCUAUUCUAUGAGCAUAUGAAUAUCAAAUAUGCUGAUCCAGUGCCAGCAUCCAGACAGUCCUACACGUAGUCACCAGUGUUUGUGUGAGGACCAACUCAUCUGAAGUAAAGUAAGAAAUGGAUUGGUGAAGUACCACUGUCUAGUGAUGGAUAUAAGCGUCUCAUUAUGGUACUCCAUUAAUAAAAGGUCCAACUUUAUCUGACGGGAACCCCUGAGGAUGGCCAACGAAUCGAAGAUAAACCUUAAUUUAAGAGCAGCUGCCCAUAGGAUAUAUGUAAAAAUAGUGGUUUUGUCUGUUAUUUCUUUGGC
Messenger RNA from Pelobates fuscus (common spadefoot toad), 2402 nucleotides. RefSeq lists its product as uncharacterized. The record is from RefSeq and is a predicted model, not a curated record. Bases 59 to 1141 code for a protein of 360 amino acids. The transcript is spliced from 4 exons. Lineage: Eukaryota; Metazoa; Chordata; Amphibia; Anura; Pelobatidae.